Naegleria fowleri is the source of this 411-nucleotide messenger RNA. RefSeq lists its product as uncharacterized. The transcript has a single exon. Bases 1 to 411 code for a protein of 136 amino acids. NCBI's taxonomy places the organism in Eukaryota, Heterolobosea, Eutetramitea, Acrasida, Naegleriidae. The record is from RefSeq and is a predicted model, not a curated record.
AUGUUGGGCGUGACUUACAUUUCCUACACCACACAGGGAGCUGUCCAAUUUGCUCGAGAUUUUGUCGAAUCUGCCAAAUCCAUCCUCAAGCAACACUUUGAAUCCAAAGUGAGUCAACAAGUUCGCAAAAAUUGUUGGAAAUUGUUUAAAACGUAUUGGGAAGAAGAAGGAGGUUCGUUGGGUCCAUUCCAAAAGAUCGAAGCUUCUCGAAAAUUGCUGAAACAUCCUACCAAGUUGAAUCGAAUUUUGAGUCAAGUUUCAGUCAUGAGUUCAGAUGCAAGACACGUGGUGAGACCAGUGAAAGUGUAUGAAUAUUCACAUCCUUAUUUGAAUGCGUGUUAUCAUUUGAGAAGAUGUAAAAUGAUCAAUGAGAAGAGAAGAGGCAUGGAUGUUUCAUGGAAGCUCAGUUGA